Orycteropus afer afer is the source of this 951-nucleotide messenger RNA. Its product is annotated as olfactory receptor 52A1-like. Gene Ontology annotation, cellular component: membrane. Gene Ontology annotation, molecular function: G protein-coupled receptor activity; olfactory receptor activity. Bases 1 to 951 code for a protein of 316 amino acids. The record is from RefSeq and is a predicted model, not a curated record. NCBI's taxonomy places the organism in Eukaryota, Metazoa, Chordata, Mammalia, Tubulidentata, Orycteropodidae. Gene Ontology annotation, biological process: G protein-coupled receptor signaling pathway. The transcript has a single exon.
AUGGGAUUCACCAACAUGUCCUAUCUAUAUCCCAGAACAGUGACCCUGAUUGGCAUUCCUGGAUUAGAGCAUGUGCAGUUUUGGAUUGGGUUUCCCUUCUUUGGUGUGUGCUUGUUGGCUCUGAUGGGGAACAUCUUCUUGUUAAUCAUCAUCCCUACGGAGCGCAGCCUGCAUCAACCCAUGUACAUCUUCCUGGCAGUACUGGCAGCAACUGAUCUAGGCCUCUGCAUAGCCAUUGCUCCAAAGAUGCUGGCCAUCUUCUGGUUUGGCUCUUGCUCCAUGACUUUUGAUGCCUGCCUCACCCAGCUCUUCUUCAUCCAUGCCUUGCAGGGAAUGGAAUCUGGCAUCCUGUUGGCCAUGGCCUAUGAUCGCUAUGUUGCCAUCUGUGAUCCACUGAGGCACACAUCCAUCCUCACACCUUUUGUUCUGGUUAAGAUGGUGGUGGUAGUGGUAAUCCGGGCAACAGUGCUUGUUGGUGCUCUACCCAUUCUACUGAAACGACUGCAACGUUUCCACUCUAGGGUUAUCAUUCACUCUUACUGUGAACACAUGGCUGUGGUCAAGCUGGCUGCAGAAGAUAUCUGUGUUAGCAAAUCAUAUGGGCUUUUUGUGGCAUUUGCAAUUCUAGGCUUUGAUAUGAUAUUUGUCUUCAUUUCUUACAUUCAUAUUUUCCAAGCUGUUUUUCGUCUUUCCCAGAAGGAAUCACGACUCAAAGCAUUUAACACUUGUAUUGCACAUAUAGUUGUAUUUUUUGAGUUUUAUAUCCUUGCCUUCUUUUCCUUCUUUAGCCACCGUUUUGGUCAUGUAUCACCCUAUGUUCACAUUCUUCUGUCUACCAUCUAUCUACUUGUACCCCCUGCUCUUAACCCCAUUGUCUAUGGAGUUAAGACAAAAGAGAUCCGCAGGAGGGUAGUUCAGAUUUUUAUUCUGAAACCUGAUAUUCGGCACUGA